This is a messenger RNA of Cicer arietinum (chickpea), 1141 nucleotides long. Its product is annotated as ethylene-responsive transcription factor ERF017-like. NCBI's taxonomy places the organism in Eukaryota, Viridiplantae, Streptophyta, Magnoliopsida, Fabales, Fabaceae. The record is from RefSeq and is a predicted model, not a curated record. Gene Ontology annotation, molecular function: DNA-binding transcription factor activity; DNA binding. Gene Ontology annotation, biological process: regulation of DNA-templated transcription.
UCAAAAUUAGUCAAAUUACUGCACUUGCUUCAACUACGCUAUAUAUUCAGCCGCAAAACUCUUCACUCUCAAACCGAUACGACAACAAAGAUCACAUUCAUCUUAAAAAAACACAACUUUCAAAUUACUAACAUCUCAGACAAAAGAAAAUAUGGUGAAAUCGAAUGUUGAAAAAACUGCGGCGGAAAGAAGCGAUUCAUCGUACAGAGGAAUAAGGAAGAGGAAGUGGGGAAAAUGGGUGUCGGAAAUCAGAUUACCAAACAGCCGCCAAAGAAUAUGGUUAGGUUCUUAUGACUCUGCUGUAAAAGCGGCGCGUGCAUUUGACGCGGCUACGUUUUGCUUACGUGGCGGUGGUGCUAAGUUUAAUUUCCCGGAUGAUCCGCCGGAUAUUGCGGGAGGUAGGUCUAUGACACCUUCUCAGAUUCAGGAUGCUGCAGCCCGUUUUGCCAAUUCGGUUCGACCCGUUAACACUCCGAUUGAAACUCCGUCUUCGUCGGUGAGGACAACAUUGUUGCCAAUGGAAUCACCGUCUCCGGCACUCUCCGAUGGGACAUUUCAGACGGACAGCGGCGUCGCAGAAAAUGGGUGUUUUAAAGAAAUGGUAUCGGUAAAUGGAUCGGGUUAUUGUGUACCAGAUUACUCUAUUUUUCCGGGUUUUGAUUAUUUUGGUGGUGAUUUCUAUGUGCCGGAGUUGCCAAGUUAUGAUUAUGGAGAUGAGAAUAUUGAUGGUUUGAUAAUUCAUAACUCUUUCUUGUGGAAUUUCUAAGCGAGUCGGGUUGCGGAUAGUUUUGUAUAUCUGGAAGUAUUACAUGAACCUGGAUCCUUAAUUCGGAUUUGGGUAGGACAAUUUUUUAGGACCUCGUCCUUUGCUAAUUUUUUGCCGAGAGAUCAAGGUUUUAGUUUUUGUGGAUAUGAAUCAUGAAACAAUAUAAAGUGGUUUUGACGAUGUGUUUAUUUUUAAUUGGGUAUUAUCUUCAAGACGGGUAAAAUCACAAUAGCUUUUGUUUAAGUUAUUUACACCUAUAAACUUUAGUUAGUAGAAGAACCUUUAUCAUCUCAUUUAAAUACUUUUGGGUUUGAUGAGUGAUUUUUUUGGCUAUUCUUUGAAUUAUAAAAGGAUAUAAGAUUUUUUUCAAUCUCA